CGGGGCUGUUUACCAGCUGGUCGCAGCCAGGCACAGGAGGCGGAUGGAGCUGAGCUGCGAGGGGUCCUGAGAAGCAAUGGCCACAGAAGCCCCUGUGAACCUAGCACCACCUGAACGCAGCACCGUGGUCAGUACUUCAGCUGACAGCUUCAUCUGGCAGCCCAGCCCACUCAGGAUGCACGUCAUCAGGCCCAAGUCUGCCAAGGGCCGGAAGCGGCCGAAUCUGCACAGACCUCAAGGCGUGGGUGACGGUUCUCCCAGUGUGCUGUCCGCUUCGCCUCCACCACGUUCCUCCGGGUCCUCGAGCAGCCAGAAAGCAGGAGCCUGCGCACCCGUCUCUCCGUCUCCGGGAGCCCUUGAUGAGAUGCCAGAGCUGCUGCCGCAGGUGCUCAUCAGACCCGCCUCAUCUCUCAAUAAGUACCCAGUCCUCCCUUCCAUCAACAGAAGGAGCCUGGAAGAUGGGGCUGUGGACACGGUGGCCAGGAAGGCCAGUUCUCUGCAACUGAGUAGUGUCCAGGCCCUUUACCAGGAGGAGGCCUGCACCUCUGUAAAGUCAAGCCAAGAAGAUUCCCGAGCCCAGGUCUGUGCCUUAGAGAAGAAAUUCAUCAUCCGAACCAAGAGACAGAGUUCCUCUGGGUCCUCAAACAUGGAGGAGCCGACAGACCAAGAGCCGAGGCUGCUGCUGGCCAUCAGGUCACCCUCAGGCCAAAGGUUCGUGCGCUACUUCAGGCCCAGUGACAACCUACAGACUGUCCUCGCAGUGGCUGAGCAGAAAAACAAAGCCACCUACCAACACUGCAGCAUCGAAACGAUGGAGGUGCCCAGGAGACGUUUCUCUGAUCUCACCAAGUCCCUGCAGGAGUGUGGCAUCCUCCAUAAGUCCGUGCUGGGCAUCUCCCAGGAGGAGGGGGAGGGGUGACCCUGAGCCCACAGCACCAGGCUGGGGCCCCAGGUCUCUGAGCAAAGAGAAUGUUGGGCGCGCUGCAGCCUCCCACACAGCCUGGUUUCAAGCGCCACCUGAGCCCCGUGAAGCUCAGAGCCCAGGGCCUUGUCUGUAUAGCAUCAUCUGUGGAGGCAGGGACACAUCUGCAUGUGAGCUGAGCCCCCUGGGAAACCCCCUGCUAGCCCCACAUUCCACCACUGCAGCCACAUGGCUAUUCCCGGAAAUGGCUGCGGCCAGGACUUCUCCCCCCAGAACUGGUUCCUUCUGGAGCACCUGCUGCCCGGGCAGGGAACUCCGGGUCUCUCUUGAGGUCACCACUUUGCUUCUCUGUAUCUGACAUGAGACUAACCACUUCCCAGAGAGGAUUCUAGCCUAGUAAAUAACCAGGGUUUAGGGGUCAUGGAACUGACACUGUGUUUCUUGCAGUAUCAUAAGAAACAGGCUGUGGGUCCUUUGUUGGAAGCUGCCCCCUCCUGAGCUGCAGGAGUGGAGAUCCCUGGAGAUUCCUGUGGGUAUGAGGAGGGAGCAAAGGGAAGAACCGUCUUCUGCUGUCCCAAACCCCCAACACACAUACAGUUCUCAAAUAUCCUAGAGCUGGCCCGAAUAAAUUGCCUCUAUAGUCAUGGGCUAGCCAAGGCUACUUUUGAAUGGACUGACUAAGUUGGCGCUUCUUGGUAGUGCCUGACUACAGAAUUCUUCCAAAAUGGAAGCAAAAUACAAAGUCCUCUGUUGUUUUAAGACCCAGACAACUACAAGUCUGUGCAGGUUUAUGCUGACAACCCCUUGGCCUACCUCGACAUAGGUAAAUUGUUUUAUCCCCCAGUCUCAGUGUCUCAUCCACUUCAAACAUGGAAGGGCUGUGGCACAACAUCAGCACAUCCUGGAGUGUGAUGUCAGGCUCUCCCUAGGAGAAGGAAAGUGGCUUCUUUUCUGUGCUGCUGUUGAGACCACACUACGCAGAUGACCGACUGGCAUGGAGCUCCCCUUAGCCAGAGCUGUCACAAGCACUGUAGAGUCUUGGUUUUCCUAUGGGGAAACACAUUAUUUGCCAAAGUUCUCUUGUAUUGCAGGUUCAGCCAGACACCCACAGCUCGUCUGCAUCCCUUUAUGGCCAAAUCCCCAGUUGGAGUCAGGAACACAGAGACCUUCUGGGCACCUUGUCCCCCUUAGAGCACAGUCGCCACAUGGCCCUGGGUACUGGUACCUGCCCCUACCCCCUCAGUACACAGACGAGGCAGGGUUCAGGUGUUCUUGGAGCAUCUUGGACAUCUCAGAACAGGGGCAUCUUGUGCGUGGACAACACCAGUGCUUAGAGACAUUCCUUCUAGUGCACUGCCCCUUGGUAAUAGCAAUGGUUACUCUGAACAGACUGGCUCAUCCUACACCUCCCACACCACACAGAUCACUCUAGACUAGGAUAUUCCUGAACAUGUGCAAGAGUUCCCACCCUGCCUAGGUUAGUGGCUCCUUGGAUGGGAGAGGUCAGCGGGCGCACCCGGGCAGCUGGUCACCUCGUCUACUCAAUGACCAUGGCAGAAGGGACUGGUAGCUUGCUCUUGGACUCCCCCAGUACAGGUAUUUCACUUUCCCCCAAGUGCACAAUUCUGCCUCUGAUCUAGGAGCCUAUAAAAAUCCCACCUACUCUAUGGUAAGAAUAAAAUCCCACCCACCUGCAGCUUGGUGAUUCCAAGCUUUAGAAUGUUCCAGUGAGAAAUGUAACAUGCUUGAUGGAAUGAGAGACUCCUGGACACAGGGUUUUGUUGCUGCCAUUUGUCUUAGAAUUUUGGGGUGGUGGGAAAAAAGGGGAGCAUGAAGCAUAGGAAUAUUUUAGGAUCUUUUAGGAGACAUGAUUAAAGCUAGAUUUGAGCCAUCAUAAUAAUCUCUCUUUUCCUCUUGUUGGACAGAAGAUA
Messenger RNA from Onychomys torridus (southern grasshopper mouse), 2853 nucleotides. It is a transcript of the gene Ubxn10, whose product is annotated as UBX domain protein 10. The record is from RefSeq and is a predicted model, not a curated record. NCBI's taxonomy places the organism in Eukaryota, Metazoa, Chordata, Mammalia, Rodentia, Cricetidae. Bases 77 to 919 code for a protein of 280 amino acids. The transcript has 2 exons. Gene Ontology annotation, cellular component: endoplasmic reticulum. Gene Ontology annotation, molecular function: ubiquitin binding.